Messenger RNA from Myodes glareolus (Bank vole), 3578 nucleotides. It is a transcript of the gene Galnt13, whose product is annotated as polypeptide N-acetylgalactosaminyltransferase 13. Lineage: Eukaryota; Metazoa; Chordata; Mammalia; Rodentia; Cricetidae. Gene Ontology annotation, molecular function: polypeptide N-acetylgalactosaminyltransferase activity. The record is from RefSeq and is a predicted model, not a curated record. Gene Ontology annotation, cellular component: Golgi apparatus. Gene Ontology annotation, biological process: protein O-linked glycosylation.
GGCGGUGGCAGGCGGCUCUGUCGAGGUGACAAUGUGCUAGGAGCCCCGCUCCGUCUCCUGCUCCUCCUCGGCCUGGGCGCCCCCUGGUCGCGCUUGCCGAGCUUCGCGGCCGCUCGUCGCGCUAUGUGGGAGCGUCUCCGGCGCUGGCCGAGGCCGGGGCCGCCUUGUUCUGCUCGCCGCCGCGAAGGAGAAGUGUGAAGAGAGACGCGGGCGGGAGCCCGGGCUGCGAGCGGUGCGGGUUCCAGGUGAGCACCGCUCUCGGCGCAGCUGGCCGCCGGCAAAUCUCGGUCUUGACAGCAUCCCAAGCGCGGACCGCCGAGCUCUCACCGCGGGAUCCUCAGCCACCAGACCAGAUUAAUUUUGUAGAAGUAUUUUGAAGAUGGAUGUAUUCAAAUUUUGAAAUAGCCAAGCGCCAUAUAUGUGGGAUGCAUCCUGCUUUUGUCCUGGAGUUCACCUCUUUGGCUCGGAUUUACCUCAGGAACAUUCGUCUUCAGUCUCCGAUUUAACUAGAAAUCAAGCAUGAGGAGAUUUGUCUACUGCAAGGUGGUCCUGGCCACAUCGCUGAUGUGGGUCCUGGUUGAUGUCUUCUUACUUCUGUACUUCAGCGAGUGUAAUAAAUGCGAUGACAAGAAGGAGAGGUCCCUGCUGCCUGCACUGAGGGCUGUUAUUUCAAGAAAUCAAGAAGGUCCAGGAGAAAUGGGAAAGGCGGUGCUUAUUCCAAAAGAUGACCAAGAGAAAAUGAAGGAGUUGUUUAAAAUCAAUCAGUUUAACCUCAUGGCCAGUGACUUGAUUGCCCUUAACCGAAGUCUGCCGGAUGUGAGAUUAGAAGGAUGCAAGACAAAAGUCUACCCUGACGAACUUCCAAACACAAGUGUAGUCAUUGUGUUCCAUAAUGAAGCCUGGAGCACUCUCCUUAGAACUGUCUAUAGUGUCAUAAAUCGCUCUCCACACUACCUGCUCUCUGAGGUCAUCUUAGUCGAUGAUGCCAGUGAAAGAGAUUUUCUCAAGUUGACAUUAGAGAACUACGUGAAAACUUUAGAAGUACCAGUAAAAAUUAUCAGGAUGGAAGAGCGCUCUGGGUUGAUACGAGCCCGUCUCCGAGGAGCAGCUGCUUCAAAAGGACAGGUCAUAACUUUUCUGGAUGCACACUGCGAGUGCACCUUAGGAUGGCUGGAGCCCUUGCUGGCGAGAAUAAAGGAAGACAGGAAAACAGUUGUGUGCCCCAUCAUUGAUGUUAUUAGUGAUGAUACCUUUGAAUACAUGGCUGGGUCAGAUAUGACUUAUGGUGGUUUUAACUGGAAACUAAAUUUCCGAUGGUAUCCUGUUCCUCAAAGAGAAAUGGAUCGAAGGAAAGGAGACAGAACAUUACCUGUCAGGACCCCUACUAUGGCUGGUGGCCUAUUUUCUAUUGACAGAAACUACUUUGAAGAGAUAGGAACAUACGAUGCAGGAAUGGAUAUCUGGGGUGGAGAGAAUCUUGAAAUGUCUUUUAGGAUCUGGCAAUGUGGAGGUUCUUUGGAGAUUGUGACUUGCUCUCACGUUGGUCAUGUUUUCCGAAAGGCAACUCCAUAUACAUUCCCUGGUGGCACUGGCCAUGUCAUUAACAAGAACAACAGAAGACUGGCAGAAGUUUGGAUGGACGAAUUUAAAGAUUUCUUCUAUAUCAUAUCCCCAGGUGUUGUCAAAGUGGAUUAUGGAGAUGUGUCAGUCAGAAAAACACUAAGGGAAAAUCUGAAGUGUAAGCCUUUUUCUUGGUACCUAGAAAACAUCUAUCCGGAUUCCCAGAUCCCAAGACGUUAUUACUCACUUGGUGAGAUAAGAAAUGUUGAAACCAAUCAAUGCUUAGACAACAUGGGCCGCAAAGAAAAUGAGAAAGUGGGUAUAUUCAACUGCCAUGGCAUGGGAGGUAACCAGGUGUUUUCUUAUACUGCUGACAAAGAAAUUCGAACUGAUGACUUGUGCCUGGAUGUAUCCAGACUCAAUGGACCUGUAAUCAUGUUGAAAUGCCACCAUAUGAGAGGAAAUCAGCUAUGGGAAUAUGAUGCAGAGAGACUCACUUUGAGACAUGUCAACAGUAACCAAUGUCUUGAUGAACCUUCUGAAGAAGACAAGAUGGUGCCCACAAUGCAGGACUGCAGUGGCAGCAGAUCUCAACAAUGGUUGCUGAGGAACAUGACCUUGGGGGCAUGAAGACCGUUUCUCCCAAGAUGUGAACAUCUCUACACUUUUGUUUAUCCAUUGUUUUGAUUUGGUGAAAUUAUUAACUUUGCUGAAUUAAAAGUUUUAAAAAAUACUUUUAGUAUUCUAAAACACAGUUGUUUAUAAUUCAUUUUUAGGAAUGUUUAUUUCCCUACUAAAAUUUGUAUCUGAUUGAAGAAGCACAUAAAAUAUAAGUAAUAGGAUACCGUUAUUAAACAUUUGAACUGUUUGGGGAAAAAAAUACACUUUGCGUUUCCUUUUAAAAUGUCUUUUAUUAGCCUCUUGUCACAGGGUUACUUGGGGUUGGUGUUUUUUACUUUAUGUUGUAAUAAUGAUAAAAGAGAUAUCAUGUAAUGCCUUAUACUAUAUCUUAAUUAUGAAAUAUUAUCAUUGCUUUAUAAAACUUCUUUUUAAAAAAUGCUUCAUGGAACCAUGGUGAAUUUCUAUGCUAACAGUUGGAACACUUAAGCAUUAAAUUCAUCACACAAAAUGAUCAGUACAAGGAAAAAAAUUAAGUUUGCUACUGAAUUCAUAGAAUACUAAAUUAUCAUACCAAAUAAAGGACUUUGAAAUUUAUUUUAAAUAAUAAAUUUAAGUCUAAUAGUGAAGAGUGUGAAUCCAAUAUCGAGAAAAACAAAAGCAUUAUAAACUCCAGGAAUCGCUGGGGGAGAAGCUUCACCUUCUCAUGAGGACAGUCUCGCUCUGAGACUUGAUUUCAAGGUCUGAAUUCCCAGCUGCCCUUUCUGUCUGCAUACACAAAGUUGUACCAUUUCCCUUCACUCUAGGACUGUAGGUGAAAGGUGACCUUUUAGAUUCAAUUUAAAACUGUUUUUAUCACUUUUAGUUCAGUUGGUGAUGUCAUUGGCACUUUGUAUUUUAUUUUAAAAAGUAUGGCACUAGAAUAAUUUAUUGCUAUAGUGUUAAAUCGAACAUCAAUCAUUGGAAAACAAAAUUUAUGAGAAUUCAUUAAAGUGAUAUUAAUUAAACUAUUAGAUAUGGUUUGGAUUGAAAUGUGGCUCAGUCUUAUUUAGGGGAUAUCAUGUGUUAUUUCAACUUUAAAAUUCCUUUGUUCACAAUGAACAUACUGAUGUGAAAAAGAUGCAGUGAUGGAAUGUCAACAAAUCUUUAUAUUUAAUAUUUAAGUGGCCAUCUAGUUGUUGUGUAUAUACAUUUGAUUUGUGUCUCUAGUAGCUAGAGGAAUUCUAUUGGGCUGGAAAUAGAAGAAGAUUCUUCAAGAGUAGAAAGUCCGUUCUUUUGACCUUUUGUUUCAAAUUAUCUAGAAAAAGCAUUAAUUGGCUAGCUAUACCUCCUUUAUCUAUCCACACCCUCUUAUAUUUGUCUUUCUCUCCUGUCUAUGUCUCUAUCUUUCUCUGUUUUUC